AUGUCUCCGGCUCCGGGCACCUGUGGUGGCUGUACAAAUCACGAGAGCAUUCAUGCACGACCGUGUAAAUUCCAGUGGCUGUUCAUCCUGUUGCUGGUCCCGGUCCUGGCGUCCGAGUACCCGCACCAUGCGCCAGGUGUCGUAGUCCUUUACCAGAAGGAGGGCGGUUCGGCUUUUCACGGAGACCGACAGCCCAGGCCAGGCCACUUCGCCAAGGGCAAAUACGACCACGGACAUAGCCUACCGGGAAGUGCCAAAUCGUCCAGCGCGUUAGUACCUGCCGCGUCCAUUCUUGCCUCUGGAUUCAUCCACGGCAGACCGAUCUGUGCUCGAGACAUCGAUCUUUGCGUCUACAGCCACGACUACCCAAUAGACAAAGUGCAGACCAUCGUUGACCGCUACUACAACCAGAUGUACGACCUGUACCAUACCUUGUACAAGACUCCACCACAUGAGGUGCAGUGGGUUGAGAACUACACACUGGCAUUUGCUCACGAGAAACAGCACGGUAGUUUCGUGUGCCGAUCGGAGACUGUUUACCUGCGGAUCGGGUGGGCAAAGAACUGGAAGGGACAUUGGAUGACGGUAGUCAAUACCGAACGCUUCCCCCAGGUUACGCGUAUUGAGAAGUGCAAGUAUCGCAACAAGCCGUGCGAUUAUAUGGUGCCCUGCUACAAGUCUUCCUGCAAACAGCGUGAAAUGUUGUAUCCACUAAUUGCGGUCAAUCCGUACGACCCUGGACAGAAGCCGGUCAUCGAUCUGUUUCCUGUUCCAAGCGGGUGCGUCUGCUACGUGGACGAGUUCCGUUUUCAUUAGGAUCUCCUCGCUGUUCCUAUAACUGUGUGUUGUUUUGUACAGAACCUGUUGUGCAAAUACAUGUUGUUUGUUUGUCGUA
This is a messenger RNA of Ornithodoros turicata, 895 nucleotides long. RefSeq names its product neurotrophin 1-like. NCBI's taxonomy places the organism in Eukaryota, Metazoa, Arthropoda, Arachnida, Ixodida, Argasidae. The transcript has 4 exons. The record is from RefSeq and is a predicted model, not a curated record. Gene Ontology annotation, molecular function: growth factor activity; Toll binding. Bases 1 to 816 code for a protein of 271 amino acids. Gene Ontology annotation, cellular component: extracellular region. Gene Ontology annotation, biological process: central nervous system formation; innate immune response.